Molecule: messenger RNA, 1314 nt
Organism: Ostrea edulis (European flat oyster)
Lineage: Eukaryota; Metazoa; Mollusca; Bivalvia; Ostreida; Ostreidae
Exons: 15
Coding region: 87-1199 (370 amino acids)
Source: RefSeq, a predicted model, not a curated record
AAAAAAAUCAGAAGUUUCGAAAUAGAGGGAGGUAUAAAUGUGCGCACUGGUGUUGUUGCACAGCACAGAUUGCUAGCAACUCAAAGAUGCGUACUGCUUUGUUGUUCCUUGGUCUUUUGGCUGUUGCGGCGGCUCGUUCUCUGGAAAAACGAGACGAUGAAGAGAACCACUGGGGUUCGGCAUUUCUGACCAAAUCUGAGAACGGUUACAGCGAUGACAAGAAAAACAGCAUUGCAUAUGGCAUUGCUAACGAUUUGGAAUAUUUCCUGGCCGUGGUCAAGAAAAUAGAGAAUGAGCCGGACAAAUCUAUUAUCUUGCAAAUGAUGUCAGGAGCCGUUGAGCUUAUGAAGCUACAUGAAUCGGAGGCUGAAAAAACAGAUAAACUGAUUGAACCCAAAACGUUUCCCAUUCCAGAGAAAUGUACUAAGGAUGCUGUUACAGCCCUCAAGGAAUGUGGCCCUAUGGUGGGCCGUGUGGUAUCUUGUAUCCAAACAGGGACACAGGAGAUUGUGAAGUAUCUCAAGUCCGACAUUGCCGCAUUCGAAGACAAAAUUGGAACGCUCAAAGGUUUCAUUUCAAUAGUUGCUGGAGAAAUUAACGACAUAAAGGGGCUGUUUGAACACUGCUCAAAGCGGGACCCUAUUCAACAUUGGAAGGAUGCUUGGCGCUUCACAAAGACAGACCUGCAAGACAGCAAAAAGAUUGGGAGAUUAAUGCAGCUUGGAAAUAAAAUUAAGGGCGAUCUGAUGGAAAUGCGCAAGAAUCUGGCGGCCCUUUUGGACGGAAGUGGAGGUGAUGUCGAAACGGCCCUAGGACACUUGGAUUAUGCCGUGCAGCUUGCAGAACUGGAUGAAAAAAAAGAUGCAGCUUCUAUUACACCAGCUGUUGUUCCCGUUGAAUUUGAAUGUUCACGUGAUGAAGUCCUUGCACUUGAUGGCUGUGAGGGAAGAGCAGUCAGAAUUGGGACUUGUAUCAAAAACAUGGUUGACGAAGUACUGAAAAAAUUUGAACAAAGCCCAGAGAGUGUUGAUGACCUUAUUAAAAUCGCCAAGUUUACGAAAGGGUCUGUUUUGAAUAUCGCUAAAGCAGAUGAUGUUGUGCAUGAAGUUAUAGACGAUUGUAAGAAAGAACACGGCACAGAUGAGAAAAAGAGAGAAUUGUUGAGUCUCCUCAGAAGAGUGUUAAACCAGGAGGAGUAAACGUCUUGUUUUCUGCCAGACCCCAACCAUGACCAAUAACUGAACACUUCAAAAUUAUUCAUUGUCCACAUCUAUUGUUUUAUUUCUAUUAAAGUUUCAUUGUUGCAGUAAAAAA